This is a messenger RNA of Sordaria macrospora k-hell, 939 nucleotides long. RefSeq lists its product as uncharacterized. Gene Ontology annotation, cellular component: mitochondrial inner membrane. Gene Ontology annotation, biological process: mitochondrial phosphate ion transmembrane transport. Gene Ontology annotation, molecular function: phosphate transmembrane transporter activity. The record is from RefSeq and is a predicted model, not a curated record. Lineage: Eukaryota; Fungi; Ascomycota; Sordariomycetes; Sordariales; Sordariaceae.
AUGGCCGCCCCUGCCACAUCCGUCAAGGAGGUCAUCCAGAAGAAGCCCGAGGGCCUGGACCUCUACGCCCGCUUCGCCCUGGCCGGAGCCCUCGGCUGCUCUGUCACGCACGGCGCCUUCACCCCCGUCGAUGUAAUCAAAACCAGGAUCCAACUCGACCCUGCGACGUACAACCGUGGCAUGAUCGGCGGCUUCCGCCAGGUCAUCAAGAAUGAAGGAAUCAGCGCGCUAGCUACGGGCUUCGGUCCUACGUUCACAGGCUACUUUGUCCAGGGCGCCUUCAAGUUCGGUGGUUACGAGUUCUUCAAGAAGCAGUCCAUAGACCUCAUUGGCAUCGAGAAGGCCCGUCAGAACCGUACCGCCGUGUACUCCGUGUCCGCUGCUUCGGCCGAGUUCUUUGCUUCCGUCGCCCUUUGCCCCUUAGAGGCUACCCGUAUCCGUCUCGUCUCUACUCCCGGCUACGCCAAGGGUCUAGUCGAUGGCUUCACCAAGCUCCUGACUACCGAGGGAGUCGGCGCCUUCUACGCCGGCUUCGGACCCAUCUUGUUUAAACAGGUCCCAUACACGGUUACCAAGUUCGUCGUAUACGAGAAGGUUGCCGAGAACAUCCUCGCUCAAUUUGACAAGUCUAAACUCUCCGGUAGUGCCUUGACUGGUAUUAACCUGGGUUCUGGCCUAAUCGCCGGCUUUGCUGCCGCCAUCGUGUCGCAGCCGGCCGAUACGAUGCUUUCCAAGAUCAACAAGACCAAGGGACUGCCCGGUGAGAGCACCGUCUCCCGUCUCGCCAAGAUUGCCCGCGAGCUUGGCGUACGCGGCUCCUUUGCCGGUCUCCCCACGCGUCUCUUCAUGGUGGGCGGGUUGACUGCCGGGCAGUUCGCGAUAUACGGCGACAUCAAGAAAGCUCUCGGUGCUACGAAUGGUGUGGAAAUCGCUAAAUAA